CCAUUUCUCUCACAUUUGAAAAGAAGUGUACAAUGAGCUCUGAAUCAGGAGAAAAGGAGACGCUGAACAAAUUGGGUGUACAUGUGCCACCUGUCCCAGCCAAAUGUCUCCCAGGACCAGUUCAUCAUCAUAAUCGCAAAGCUAUUGACUGGGGUCCUCAUGGUCUACUAGCUUAUGGUUGCCAGUUCCUUGCUGUCAUCGUAGAUCCAGUAUCACUACAACAUGUCCAAUGUCUGGAUAGACACAGAUCACAUGUCACACAGGUGAGAUGGCAGAUGAAUCAAAGGAACCAAUCAUUGAAGUCAAGGGGGAUCCUUGCUUCUAGUGACAUGAAUGGGAGAGUCAUAGUUUGGGAUGUUGUUACAGGAGUCCCCAGGCACUCAUUCAAGGAAGGAGAUAAGCCAGUCCUUGAUCUAAGAUGGAUUCCUAGUGGAAACAAUGCAGAAAAUUAUCUAGCUGCUUUACAUCCACCUUACUCUUUAGUGGUGUGGAAUAUGGAAACUGGAGGAAAGUUAUGGAAGAAAGUCUAUACAGAGCAGCUUCUCAGUUUUGGAUUUGACCCAUUUGAUUCCACACGUAUAGCAUUUCUCUGCCAAGACUCUGCCAUCCUUUUGGUGGAGGAUUUUACACUUGCCAAAGUUCCCUCUGGAAAUGGAAGAAAAUUUUCCAUAGCAGCCUCUCAUCAUCCUUGUCUGUCCCCUUCAACUCCCACUUUUGACUCUGGUGAGAAAAAGCAUCGGGCUUCUGUCAUCUUGAAGCGAAAGAUGUUAGAACUUGUGACAGGGGAAUCCAAGCCACGGGGCUCAGAAGAUGGUGAUAAUGGAGAAUGUAUUCAAAUAUUAUGGCAUCAAAGCAUUCGCCACUUUCUGCUCCUUGUAUAUCCCCGAGAGAUCUUGGUCCUUGAUCUUCUCCUCCAUCUGACCAUCAGUGUCAUUCCAAUUGAAGUUACAUCAUCAUCUAUAAUGCAGGUUCUCUUCUAUGAACUCAGAGGCCAGUCAGAAGUGAUUCGCAGCUCCAGAACACAGAAGCCCUUCUCCUGUGCUGUACAUCCAAUAAAUGAAACUCAAGUCACCCUGCUGUUCUCCAAUGGAGUGUUAUUAGUUUCUGAACUGGCACAUAAAAAUUCCAUGCCAUCAAGAAACUCUCCUGUAUCAAUUCAUGAUAUCAGCUGCAGCAUUACAACCCACUCCAGCCCUGCCCUUGUGGUUGACAAGACAUGUCAUCCAUACCACAUUGCACAAGUUGGAGUAGUAGCAGGAAUUGCGUCGCCCAUCAUGGUGAUUCGAAUGUGUCCACCCAUGACAUACAAGAACUGGAAGGCCUACAGACCUUAUCUGGCAGUGGGAACCCAUCAAGGAAGUGUAGUGAUAGUGAACGUGUCCACUGGGGUGUUAGAGAGAGAGUUCUCCAUUCAUCAGUCAUGUGUUCGGGGUAUUGAGUGGACUGGGUUAGAUUCGUUCUUGUCAUUUGCUUAUGGAUCUACCCUGCUGGAGUCUCCAAGCAGUGGAGUGUCCAGUAAUGGUCUAGUUGACAAUGAGUUGGUUCAUGUCCAACUGGUCACUGGUGAAACUAGGUGUCUUCGAAGUGAUGUUGGCCAUGAAGAACCAAUUCAAAUGAUUCGUGUUUCUCAUCUCAAGCUAUAUUUUGUGAUAGCUUUCCGUGAAAAGGCCAUGGAAAUAUGGAGCCUUGAAUCUAUGGUUCUACUAAAGCGCGUGAAUAGCAAAUUAAAGGGAAUCACAUCUUUAGAAUGGUCUCCAAUGCGCCUUGUUCUUCCCAGUGCCAGUAAUAGUCACAAGGAUGCUGCCAAGGAUAAUCCUGUUUCACCAGGUCCAGGAGAGGAACAUUUUCUCUAUACAGAUGCUUCUGGUAAUUUGUUGCUGGGUGGAUUUGAUCAAAAACGAAUCCACUACAGAAAUCUUGGAGAUGAUCCAACAUUGAAGAAUGCUCAUUGUAUGGCAUGGAAAAGCGAGUUUGUUGCCUGGGGUUUUGCUGAUAGCAAUCUUCUGGUUUAUAACAUUGAGUCUUCAUCAUUCGCAAGUUUUAACCUCUCCAAAGACAUAACAGGACCAAUCCGUCGUCUUCGUUUUGGACCGGGCAAGGGGAAUUACCGUCUGUUGAUCUUACAUUCUGAUAGUGUCACAAUUUGGGACCUGGCACUGAAGAAGGUCCUCUCUACCCUGAACUCUCCUCGAGACAUGGUGCGUAUACUAGAUGUUGAUUGGGCUACAUCUGAGAAACCUGUCCUGUUGACUGCUGACAGCUGCAUCCGCAUUAUGGACAUCACACUUGAGUUUUCCACUUCUCCCCUUGAUCCUGUAAGUCACCCAGUCCUCCUUCCACCCAAAUUGUACUUGGCCCUCGAGUCUCUUCUGCAGUUUCAAGCCUGGAGAGAGAAAUACAGCUUUCAGUUGGAGCCAUGUGAAGAUGGUUUGCAUGGGACACAGCUCAGUGCUCUCCAAAGGCAGUUGAAUUUACUGGAUGAAGAAAUUAAGACAAAGUUGAAAAAUCCUGAAGCAAGCAUUCCUGAUCGGUGCCUUGUGGCUGCCAAAUGCCUAGGAGACCUAUGGGGCAUAGAUUUUUGGACUAUUGUGAACUAUUCACUUGCACGGGAGACCAAACCAUUGGAGAAAGCUGAGAGAGGCAUGUCCACAUCCUAUGAUAUCUUUCUUGAGAAUGAACUAUAUAAGGAGCUGCAGUUGUUGCGCCUGAGUCUGGAAGAAACACGAGCUUUGGUCACAACAGAAUAUCUUGAUCAAGUCAUUAAGCAAGCCAUAAUACUGGGUGAAACUGAGAAGGCAAUGCAGCUAUUGCUCCAUAGUGACCCCUUGCAAAAGGAAUUCCAUACAGAUAUGCUGAGAGCAUGUCUGAUCUCUUCCUUGAAAGGAAAUCCUGACUCGGAAGGAAUAGUAAAAUUGGCAGCUGCAAAUCUCAUAGCAAAUGGAUUACUCGGUGAAGGAGUGGAGCUGCUGAUCUUGGUUGGGAAGAUUUUAGAUGCAUGUGACUACCUCAAGUCAUCUGGAGAAUGGGAUCAAGCUGUUCGUGUGACUAAGUCAAACCUCUCUGAUGUCAAGUCCAGAGACCUUCUUUGCAAAUGGGCUGAAUUUCUCAAAGCACAAAUGUACAAGGACCGAGCUGUUUUGUUAUAUGUGUCUAUUGGAGAGUGGGAGAAGGCCAUUUCAGCUCUCCAUGAGAUGGGCCUGGAUUCCAAGGCUGUUCUUCUUUAUCUUGCAUGCGCAAACAUGAAUGUGCUCAAAUGCCCUGAUGUUGACCUGGAUGGAGCUCUGAAGAAGUCAGUACUUGUUUCGUAUGGCACAUACCUUGAGGAUCUCGGUUUAGCAGAGGCUGGGAAGUAUUGCCUUGAAACUCUCCUUCAAGCAAAAGCAUCAUGAAGAAAUGCAGCCUGAACUUCAUUUCUUUGUUCAAACCUCAUCUUUGAGCAUAAUCAUUCUCAGAACGAGAGCCAAUUCCGUCAAUAGUAUUUUUUGACGAAAUCACAAUAUUGUGAUUUUUUGUUUUUUUUGUUUUUCCAGAGAAAAUCAAUAAAUAUAUAUUCUUUUGCU
This is a messenger RNA of Darwinula stevensoni, 3560 nucleotides long. The record is from the annotation of a GenBank genome assembly. NCBI's taxonomy places the organism in Eukaryota, Metazoa, Arthropoda, Ostracoda, Podocopida, Darwinulidae.